Messenger RNA from Amborella trichopoda, 1651 nucleotides. RefSeq names its product gibberellin 20 oxidase 2 (gene GA20OX2). The record is from RefSeq and is a predicted model, not a curated record. NCBI's taxonomy places the organism in Eukaryota, Viridiplantae, Streptophyta, Magnoliopsida, Amborellales, Amborellaceae.
AGAAGUAAUGGUAGGAGUAGAGAGUCCCCCUUCCAAAAACCAAAACCAAAACCAAAACCAAAACCAAAACAUGACUCUGCUCUAAUUUGUCCUCCGAAAAUGACGCAACCCUGAAUCUCAUUUCCUGCAGCACCGGACUUCCCAAUGGGCGGCCUUGGCUUUUCCCCUCCCUCUUUCACUCCCCUCCUCUCUCUCCCCUCCCCAUAAAACCCACCUCGUCCUCUCUCCCCUCAUUUACCCCCCUCUCUCUCUAUAACCUCUAGUUUUCAAUCUUUGCUUCUUCACAUUUCUCUCUCUACUGCUCUCAUGGGUUGCACAGAGGUGAAUCCGCUUGUCUUUGAUGCGGCCCGACUGCGCCAGGCGAAUACGAUCCCUGAGCGGUUUGUGUGGCCGGAGCACGAGCGCCCCAACAACCCCUCAGAGCUUGACGUGCCCCUCAUCGACCUCUCCGGCCUCAGGCUCGGUGAUGCCCACACUACCUUUGAAGCCGUGAAGCUCGUCAGAGAGGCCUGCUCUCGUCAUGGGUUCUUUCAGGUUGUGAACCAUUGGGUGGAGUCAAGCUUGUUAAAAGAGGCGCAUGAGCACAUGGAUAGGUUUUUUGCGAUGGGUUUGGGAGAGAAGCAGAGGGCGCAGAGGAAGCCUGGGGAGAGUUGCGGCUAUGCCAGCAGCUUCACGGGGAGGUUCGCGUCGAAGCUGCCGUGGAAGGAGACGCUCUCCUUCCACUUCUCGCCUGCUAUGCCCCAUGUAGUAACUGACUACUUUCGAUCGGUGCUGGGCGAUGGGUUCGGCUCAUCUGGUGAAGUCUACCAAAAGUAUUGCGACUCGAUGAGCGAGGUUUCAAUGAACAUCAUGGAGCUUCUAGGCCUAAGUUUGGGCGUGGAUCGAGCCCACUUUAGAGACUUUUUCAUGGAGAACGACUCCAUUAUGAGGCUCAAUUACUAUCCGCCUUGCCAGCAACCAGGGCUCGUGCUCGGCACCGGCCCGCAUUGCGACCCAACUAGCCUUACCAUCUUGCACCAGGACGACGUCUCUGGGCUCCAGGUCUUUGUUGAUGAUCAGUGGCACUCCAUCAAGCCUAACCCUCAUGCCUUCGUCAUAAACAUAGGCGACACCUUCAUGGCAUUGUCAAAUGGGAGAUACAAAAGCUGCUUACACAGGGCGGUGGUGAAUAGCCGGGAGCCAAGGAAAACCCUAGCUUUCUUUCUGAGCCCAAAAAUGGAGAGAGUGGUGCGGCCACCUCAAGAUUUAGUGGACCAAGAGCACCCAAGGCUAUACCCUGACUUUACAUGGGCCACUUUGCUGGAGUUCACACAAAAGCAUUACAGAGCCGACAUGAAAACACUGGACUCAUUCACAAGGUGGCUCCAGACCCAUUAGUCUAAGAACCCAGGCGACCCAUGGCCCGACCAUGUCCGGUGCAAUAGACCGACCCUAUCGAGCCCAGGGUCCGUCCGGUGUUGUUUGGCCUCGCAUAUUCUCUUGAAUCCGUCUUUCAAAUUUCUCUCUUCCUUUGUACUUAUUUCUUUUCUUCUUCUUUUUUGGCCAAAUAGCAUGUCUUGAAAAAAAGAAUAAGGUUAGCAAAAGGAACAAGAAAAAGGACCGUUGUAAAGCCCUCCUCAAUAAACAAAAGCAUAAAGGUAUCAAAGGAUAU